GUCACAAAAACAUGACUUUUGUGACUUUUUGUGACUUGACAUAUAAAAGUUACACCAAAACUAAUUUUGUUAAUCCAAACACAUUUUAAAUAACAUCUUUUGCGAAAAGUCAUUCUACAAAAAGAACUUUUGAUGCUUAAAAACAAUUCCAAACACCCCACUGUAUACAACUGUUGGAGAUAGAGUACAAAACCAUCAUAAAUAAAACACAAUAGAAGAUUUUUUUUAUUUUUUUAGAAUUUUUAACGUCCUCAAUCAAGGAUCCAAUUAUAACACAAUAGAUGAAGGGGGGUUUCGAUUUACUUAUUUGAAGUGAUUAUAGUUUAUUAUGGUUUGACAUUGAUAAUAAAAAGUUUUAAAGUUUCGUUCCAAUAAAGUAACAUGAUUAGUUAUUAAAUAAUUUGUAUAUUUGUACUUUUAGGCUGGUGGGUGUGGGCAACAUAUUAAGACAUGUUAUCAUACCCAAAAUUCGCCAACUCAUAUGCCAUGUCAUCUUUAACACCAUUUGAUUUAUGUAGGAAAUGGUGUGCAAAUGUUAUAACAUGUUAAGAGAUACAAAGAGAGUUAGAGAGAGAGUAAGAUAAUGACUUUUGAUUGGUUGAUUCUCACGUUACUUCCUAUGGCCAUGGUAACAUUUCUUAACAUAACACCAAAUAACAUGAGAGGGGGGCGGUGUUCCGGUGUUAUGGCGCCGUUAUGGGAGUUGCCAAAUCAGCAUAACGCCUUAUGGCGUUGCCCAUACCGAGUAGACUUAAAAAUUGAUUAUGUCCGCUUCUUGUGAUUGAUUGUACUCACCUAAAACAGAAAUGCUUGGGAAUUAUGUUCCUAGUGUUGGACACGGACAAAAACAACCAAAUCCCGACAUAUACAUUCGAAGGUGAAAAAAAGAAAGAAAGUGAAGAAUCAUGAACAUGAUUUUUUUCAAGGGUGAAGGAAUAUAUUGUGGAAAUAGAGGGUUUACAUAUCAUAUCCCAUAAGAGCAUAUGGUAUGGGCAACUUGAAGUGGUGUUAUAACAAGAAGCAACAAGAUGAGGGAUGGUGUUUAUGGUGUUAUAACACCAUGUUAAGAGGAGAUAGAUAGAGAGAGAUAAUUUGGCAGCCAAUAGGUGAUUACGUUUCUUCUUGUCAUGGAGACAACAAGAAGCACCACAACAAGAUACAACAAGGAGGGGGGGGGGGGGUGUUUUUGAUGUUAUAACGGCGUUAUGGGCUGCCAACUCAGCCACAAGAAGAAGUAACACGACCCACACGGUUUGAUUCUAGAGGCUCACCAUGUCUCACGAAGAUUCGCAAACAAAUCCCAUCAACAUCUCAAACAACAUUGGAUCUACUACCAGGAUACCUAUACUCUACACUCAAGACUAUGAAGCAUGGGCGCAUCACUUUGAAGACUACGUGGUUGGAUCUGAAGAUAAUGGCUAUCUCAUUUGGGAAGCCAUCAUACUUGGACCUUUUGUUCAUUCGGGAACAAACACGACAGUUAAGACCCAAAAAGAAUAUAACAAGCUGGUGGCGGAUGAACAUAAGAUGCCACAGGAUGAGAUAGACAAGCUAUUGUGUAACGUGAAGGCCAUAAGAAUGAUAAGAUUCUCCUUGCAAUCUGACACGUUUCGUUUAGUUAGUUCAUGCACGACGGCCAAAGAAAUCUGGGAUAGGUUGAAAGAACUCUAUUCAACUGAUGAAGACUUGGAACACUCCAUUCAAACCUUGCUGCUGUCAGAAUUUGGAGUUUUCGAACAGAAACCAGAGGAGAAACUCAUACAAAAUUUCGAUCGGUUCAAUCAUCUCCUAAGCAAUAUGAUCAAACACGGAAUAGAAAGAAAGUUGAUUGAGCAGAAGGUGACUUUCAUGAACGGGUUGAGACCGGAAUGGAUGGCUGUGGUUUCUACUGUGAAAGCGCAUGAACAGUUUAAAUCUUACUCGCUAGCGAAACUUGUGGGAAUACUUAAGUCCCAUGAACGUGUAGUAACCAAAGAAGCGAAAGUGGUUUCUGGUGUGGGAUCGUUGGCUCUUGUCUCAAAAGGAAAAAGUGUUACAGAAGAAGAGGAAGAUUCUGAUAUGUCUGAGUGUGACCUUACAAGCGAGGAGUAUGCUAUGAUGGUCACCAAUCCAAAGAAGUUUGCAAGGAGAAAAUUUCCCUUCAACAAGAACAGAAACUGGCAGGGAAGUUAUAGCUCUAAGAAGGUGAAGGAUGAAACAAAAAUCUCCUCUAAAAAGGAUGAAGAUAAGAAAGAGAGCAAACUUGCAGGAGACUUAGGAUACGACUGCAAUUACUGUCACGGCAAGAACCAUUUUGCCAAGGAUUGCAUGCUAAGGAAAAUGGCUGAGAAAAGAGAUGAUGAAGAUGACGAGGCGUACUAUAUGCGCAAGUUGGAAGAGAUCAAUAAAAAGAAGGCAACUAACAGUUCUAUGAAUGUCUUGAUUGUACAGGAGAAUGCUGAUGAAGAUGAGUUUGGUGGCGUCGAAGUUUGGUCAACCGACUAUGAAGAUGAAGAGGUGAGAAAGCCCACUCAUGGAAAGGCUUAUGUGGAAAAGGAAGUAGGUUCGGCUGGAAAGUACCUGAUUGUCACAGCUAGUUCAUCAACCAAAAGUGCUAGUGAGGAACCGAACCUGACUGAAAACAAAUGUUUUGCAGCAAAUCCAGUUAGUGAGCAGAUCAACGACUGCGAUCAUUUGAUCAAAAAGGGUGACAACGAAGAGUGAGGAAAGACGAAUGUGGAUAGAGCUGAAGGAGCAAGAGUUAGUUAGGACUAGGGAUGAAAGUAUUUAUUUGCAAAGAGACAAUCUAAAGUUUUUAAAACAAAGGAAU
This is a messenger RNA of Lactuca sativa (garden lettuce), 2809 nucleotides long. Lineage: Eukaryota; Viridiplantae; Streptophyta; Magnoliopsida; Asterales; Asteraceae. The record is from RefSeq and is a predicted model, not a curated record.